AUGGCUGAUGAUAAUAGAUCCAACGAAGUCAUUGAAGCAAAGUUGGCAAAGUUGGAAGAUUAUGAAAAAGCGAGAAAAAUGGAAUUUGAAAAAUAUUUGAAACGAUACAAGGACAAUCAAAAAACACCGAUCCGUCAGCAGUCAGUUGAUGGAAAUUCUGAAUUCAGCUCUUCAUCAGGAGCCAAGAUCAAAAGAGCACAAUCUGAAAGGAUGCCCAAUUUUAGCAAUAAAAAAGUUACUGGUGAUAAAAUUAGUGAGAAGCGGAGACUGAAAAUUGACAAGCCAAAAAAUCAAGGAAAUGGAAAAUUGGAAAUUGAAGCAAAUGAAAAAGUUACAAGAUUGGAGGAUGAUAAUUUUUAA
Caenorhabditis briggsae is the source of this 360-nucleotide messenger RNA. NCBI's taxonomy places the organism in Eukaryota, Metazoa, Nematoda, Chromadorea, Rhabditida, Rhabditidae. The transcript is spliced from 2 exons. The record is from RefSeq and is a predicted model, not a curated record. The coding region runs from base 1 to 360 and encodes 119 amino acids.